AUGUGGGCGGGAGGGCUGGUCGAGGCGCUAGACCCGACCGGGACUAGGGGCAGGUCUCCGCGCAAAGAAGAUCCGGAAAGCCUCAAAGUCAGUCAGUCCAUGUCGCUUUUUCUCGCCCGGCCUCUCCUCAUCGCUCUUCCCCCUCCCCUCCUCUCCUCCCCCGCGCCGUCUCUUCCCUUCCCUUGCCUGUGCCGUCCGGUCCUGUCGGCUGUUCGCAAGCAGUCGACAGCUGUGCCGCUCUAUCUACAAAGCUCUUCACAGUCCAUGCUUUUGCGUUCAGGGACAUGUAGCUCCUUCUCUUCACUAUCUUCCUCGCCGAGUUUGAUCAACUCCCAAAAUCCUCGUCGAAGCCUCCCUUCUGCCAUCCCCACACAACAAUCCCGAACCUUCUUGGUACAAUUCAGACGUCAAGCCCAGUCCCUGAAAGAGAACUUCCCUUCGAAAUCUCCGGCCGAUUUGCAACUCACCAACCUCCCCUACUUCAUCCGUCGCACACCCUCCAACCAACUCCCUGUGUACUUGGUCACCAAGGCCGGCGGUACCAAGCAGCAGACGAAGCUCCAGAAAACUGAAGGCGACCUGGAUGCGUUGAGGAGUGACCUGGCACAGUUUUUGGGACUUGAGUCUGGCGACCCUAAUGCUCCCCAGAGCCCCGAUGUUACCAUCAACCGUCUGACUGGGCACAUUCUGGUCAAGGGCUGGCGGAAACCUGAAAUCCAGCAGUUCCUGUUGCAGCGCAACUUCUAA
Molecule: messenger RNA, 747 nt
Organism: Aspergillus affinis
Lineage: Eukaryota; Fungi; Ascomycota; Eurotiomycetes; Eurotiales; Aspergillaceae
Product: mitochondrial 54S ribosomal protein mL49
Exons: 4
Coding region: 1-747 (248 amino acids)
Biological process (GO): translation
Cellular component (GO): mitochondrial large ribosomal subunit; ribosome
Molecular function (GO): structural constituent of ribosome
Source: RefSeq, a predicted model, not a curated record